GGGAGAAGAAGAUUCUUUGACUACAUGUGGUCAACGUAGAUACCUUCACCACCAGUUCUACCUCCAGGGCAGUGGAGGUGAAACACAUAUCAAUGGUCAGCACUGAGUUCUCUGAGUGGAAGGAAGAUUUUUGAAGACAAAAAAUGCUGGCUAGAAACAACUCCUUAGUGACUGAGUUCAUUCUUGCUGGAUUAACAGAUCGUCCAGAAUUCCGGCAACCCUUCUUUUUCCUGUUCCUAGUGAUCUACGUUGUCACCAUGGUAGGCAACCUUGGCUUGAUCACUCUUAUCGGUCUAAAUUCUCACCUCCACACACCAAUGUACUAUUUCCUCUUCAAUCUCUCCUUCAUUGAUCUCUGUUACUCCUCUGUUUUCACUCCCAAAAUGCUAAUGAACUUUGUAUCAAAAAAGAAUAUUAUCUCCUAUGUUGGGUGCAUGACUCAGCUGUUUUUCUUUCUCUUUUUCGUCAUCUCUGAAUGUUACAUGUUGACCUCAAUGGCAUAUGAUCGCUAUGUGGCCAUCUGUAAUCCAUUGCUGUAUAAGGUCACCAUGUCCCAUCAGGUCUGUUCUAUGCUCACUUUUGCUGCUUACAUAAUGGGAUUGGCUGGAGCCACGGACCACACCGGGUGCAUGCUUAGACUCACCUUCUGCAGUGCUAAUAUCAUCAACCAUUACUUGUGUGACAUACUCCCCCUCCUCCAGCUUUCCUGCACCAGCACCUAUGUCAAUGAGGUGGUUGUUCUCAUCGUUGUGGGUAUUAAUAUCACGGUACCCAGUUUUAUCAUCCUCAUUUGUUAUGUUUUCAUUGUCACUAGCAUUCUUCAUAUCAAAUCCACUCAAGGAAGAUCAAAAGCCUUCAGUACUUGUAGCUCUCAUGUCAUUGCUCUGUCUCUGUUUUUUGGGUCAGCGGCAUUCAUGUAUAUUAAAUAUUCUUCUGGAUCUAUGGAGCAGGGAAAAGUUUCUUCUGUUUUCUACACUAAUGUGCCCAUGCUCAAUCCCCUCAUCUACAGUUUGAGGAACAAGGAUGUCAAAGUUGCACUGAGGAAAGCUCUGAUUAAAAUUCAGAGAAGAAAUAUAUUCUAAUUAGAAGC
Molecule: messenger RNA, 1090 nt
Organism: Gorilla gorilla gorilla (western lowland gorilla)
Lineage: Eukaryota; Metazoa; Chordata; Mammalia; Primates; Hominidae
Product: olfactory receptor 8B3
Exons: 2
Coding region: 144-1082 (312 amino acids)
Biological process (GO): G protein-coupled receptor signaling pathway
Cellular component (GO): membrane
Molecular function (GO): G protein-coupled receptor activity; olfactory receptor activity
Source: RefSeq, a predicted model, not a curated record